Messenger RNA from Galdieria sulphuraria, 1630 nucleotides. RefSeq names its product GTP-binding protein of Nug1 family isoform 2. NCBI's taxonomy places the organism in Eukaryota, Rhodophyta, Bangiophyceae, Galdieriales, Galdieriaceae. The transcript has 9 exons. Gene Ontology annotation, cellular component: nucleolus. The coding region runs from base 57 to 1256 and encodes 399 amino acids. Gene Ontology annotation, molecular function: GTP binding. The record is from RefSeq and is a predicted model, not a curated record.
AUUCAUAAGAAAAAUUGACUUCUCCGAAAUACAAUUACCGGACGAGACUCUUCAUCAUGGCACCUCAUUCUAAAAGUAAACGUAUGACUCUGCGUAAAAAAUAUAAAAUACAAAGAAAAGUAAGAGAACAUAAGAGAAAGAUGAGAAAACAACAAAAGAAACAGUCUCGAACCAAAAAGCAUGAAAAAGAACUUCGUAUUCCCAACGCUUUUCCUUACAAAGAACAAAUUCUGGAAGAGUACGCUAAACAAGAACAGACAUUGAAACGAAUACGCUUGGCCAAUAAAUUAAAGGCAACGGCGGUUACUCAGGAAGACAACAGUCAAGAUAGGGAGGAACAAAUAACCACGCAAUCAUCUCUUGAAGAUACCCAAGUAGAAGCCCAAGUAAAAGGAAAUAUUCGAAGACAUGUGAAAGAUUUCAAGCAGUUGGUAAACCAGUGCGAUAUUAUUUUACAAGUUAUUGACGCACGUGAUCCACUUGGAACUCGAAGUAUGAAAGCAGAACAAUAUAUUAUGUCGAAUUUUGGAGGAAGUAAAAGAAUCGUUUUAGUGCUUAACAAAGUGGAUAUGAUUCCUAAUUCCAUUGCAACUCAAUGGAUAGAAUACUUAUCAACAUUCCAUCCUACCGUACCAUUUUGUGCAGCACAUGAAAAAAUAAGAAAAAAGUAUACUCCACAUACGGAAAGUUUGAUGCGGCUAUUGAAAGGAUUCUUAUCGGACAAACAUCAUCAUCAUUCUUCUUCUUUAGUAAUGGUGGGAGUCGUCGGUUAUCCCAAUGUUGGAAAGAGUUCUCUGAUCAACUGUUUGCAUCGUUCUCAAGUAGUAGAAACGGGUCCGAAUCCAGGUGUUACCAAACAUAAUCAGGAGAUUGUGAUCGAUCAACAUAUUCGAUUUAUGGACUGUCCAGGAAUUGUAUUUAUGUCUCAUGAGGAAGACCAUCAUUUAUCGUUGGUUAUUCGAAAUUUUGUAUCCACUCAAAAUGUAGAGGAUCCCUUCCCUUUUAUUGAUGCUAUUAUAGACAAAGUAGGAGUUGAAAAACUAACCACACAAUAUAAUAUUCCUAUUUUUUCCACUCGUGAUGAGUUUCUUGCAUUGAUUGCUAAGAAAAGAGGCAAGUUACAAAAAGGCGGUGCUUUAGAUUUGCAAGCAGCAGCACAUUCCAUAUUAAUCGAUUGGUCACGUGGAAAGAUUCCUUAUUAUACGUCACCUCCUAAAGAUAGUUCUGCUCAGGUACAAUUCUGUUUAUCAGCAUGACAAAGUAUUGAGAAUGUAUUAGGUUUCUGCUUGUGUUGUCGAGACAUAUGAUCCUCCUAUUUCAACCGCUUGAUAAAGAAACAUUUGUAAGAACGUCAACAACUAAAUAAUAGGGCAAUUCGUAAGCCGCUGAAUUUGUCAAUAGUCGUAGAAGGGAUGAUAGUUCUCUUGUCAUUUCUUUGCAAUGAAAAGCCUUUUGUAGAGUUUUAUUCAACCCCUCUGGAUAUUUUCAUCUUCGCCAUUUACUAUUCUGUUAGUGGAAUAAACAAGUUGCGAGUCAUUGACGCUGUUUUAUACAACCAGUCCAUAUAUAGAACGAUUUCCUAUCGACAGAUAACUUACAAAAUAUUUCCCAUAAAAUCUUAUCAUUGAUU